Messenger RNA from Dermochelys coriacea (leatherback sea turtle), 8546 nucleotides. It is a transcript of the gene CSNK2A2, whose product is annotated as casein kinase 2 alpha 2. Lineage: Eukaryota; Metazoa; Chordata; Testudines; Dermochelyidae. The record is from RefSeq and is a predicted model, not a curated record. Gene Ontology annotation, cellular component: nucleus; cytosol; protein kinase CK2 complex. Gene Ontology annotation, molecular function: ATP binding; protein serine/threonine kinase activity. Bases 61 to 1113 code for a protein of 350 amino acids. Gene Ontology annotation, biological process: protein phosphorylation; regulation of chromosome separation. The transcript is spliced from 12 exons.
AGCCCCGCCGGCCCCCUCCGCCGCCGCCUCCUGCAGCCGCCCCCGCCGCUCGCCCCCGCCAUGCCCGGCCCGGCCGCCGGCAGCAGGGCCCGGGUCUACGCCGAGGUGAACAGCCUGAGGAGCCGCGAGUACUGGGACUACGAGGCGCACGUCCCGAGCUGGGGUAAUCAGGACGAUUACCAACUGGUUCGGAAACUCGGCAGGGGAAAAUACAGCGAAGUCUUUGAGGCCAUAAACAUUACCAACAACGAGAGAGUGGUUGUGAAAAUCCUCAAGCCAGUGAAGAAAAAGAAGAUAAAACGAGAGGUUAAGAUUCUGGAGAAUCUGCGAGGUGGCACCAACAUCAUUAAGCUGAUUGACACUGUCAAAGAUCCAGUGUCAAAGACCCCAGCUUUGGUGUUUGAGUACAUCAAUAAUACAGAUUUUAAGCAACUGUACCAGAUCCUGACAGACUUUGAUAUUCGGUUUUAUAUGUAUGAGCUCCUCAAGGCCCUGGAUUACUGUCACAGCAUGGGGAUCAUGCACAGGGAUGUCAAACCCCACAACGUCAUGAUAGACCACCAACAGAAAAAGUUGCGGCUCAUAGACUGGGGUUUGGCCGAGUUCUACCAUCCAGCUCAGGAAUACAAUGUCCGCGUGGCCUCGAGGUACUUCAAAGGACCGGAGCUCCUUGUGGACUACCAAAUGUACGACUAUAGCUUAGACAUGUGGAGUUUAGGCUGCAUGCUGGCCAGCAUGAUCUUCCGAAAGGAGCCCUUCUUCCAUGGCCAGGACAACUAUGACCAGCUGGUUCGCAUUGCUAAGGUUCUGGGCACAGAUGAACUGUAUGGGUAUCUGAAGAAGUACCACAUAGAACUGGAUCCGCACUUCAAUGAUAUCCUGGGACAGCAUUCGCGAAAACGCUGGGAGAACUUCAUCCAUAGCGAGAACAGACACCUGGUCAGUCCUGAAGUCCUGGACCUUCUGGACAAACUUCUGCGAUAUGACCAUCAACAGAGACUGACUGCCAAAGAGGCUAUGGAGCACCCAUAUUUCUACCCAGUGGUGAAGGAGCAGUCCCAACCCAGCUCAGAAAAUGCUGUGCUCUCCAGUGGCCUGACAGCGGCACGAUGAAGGCUGGAAAACAACGGGUCCGAUGCUGUUCCUCCCAAUUUUCCAUAAGCAGAACAAGAACCAAAUCAAACGUCUUAUCAGCGUGUGUACAGAGCUGGCGGCCAGACGGCGUUGCGGUGGCAGGUGACGAGACCAGAGACCGCACCGGCUCCAUGGCACCCACCAGUUUAUAAACACAAACCUUACUUCUGAAUGUAAAAGGUUCCUCGGCCUUUGACUUCCUGUUGACCUCUUCCUGACCCAGAAAGCAUGGAAAAUGUGAAGGGUAUGCAAAACAGUUGUUGGCUAAUGUUGCUUCCCCCCCAUGUUCGCCUUUGCCCCCCUGAAUCCCAGCAUAACAUAUUAACUAGCUGGCUCCAGACUUGAUGCAGCAGGGAGGGGACAGCAGGGGGGAAAUGCGGCAUGAUGGACAGUUCUAUAUUAUAAUUAAAGGAAUUCUAUAUUAUUGAAUAAAAGUUUUAAAAGAAUUGUAUGGAGAGUAUUCAGUAUGGAAGGAGCCAUGGGGCGUGCCCCCCUGCAGUGGAGGAUGCUGGGGCUGGUCGGAUCCCUUCCUGGUGCUGUCUCCUGCCAUUCGCUUGUUUUCUGUUGGGGGGGAAGGGGGGGAGAUUGAAUCUGUUGUACAAAAUCAUUUGAAGUGCAGUGGUGGGCUAGAGCCCGCUGUCUCCAACUACUGGACGGGCUUAAGCAGCCGGGCUAACAGAGGACAGGAGCUCGUAAAUCGAUAGGAAAACUCCACACUGGGCCUAGCAUCUUUCCCUCAAUGUCAAGCUCCUUUGGAGGCCUGGAUAAACACUAGACGCUUGGUCCCCCAAGUGGUGUCUGCACCGCAGCAGAGGGUGAGACUGGCUGCCACUUUUAGCUAGUAUCCCAUUUCCCUCCCCCUGCCUCUCAGUGAAUGGCAGAGCCAGGAAAGGCAUAAACACUUUCUCCUUCCCUGCCCCAGCUGAGAAGGAAGUGGUACAGGGUGGGGUCUUUCAAGAGAUGUCCUAAUCAAGGGAGGCCUUUGCAACUAUAAUUCAGUCUGGCUGCCUGGAGAUCUCAGCUGGGUUUAAAAAAGGAUAAGGAGAGAGCUCCCCUGUCGGCACUAACACCCCUGAUAUGGACACACACUGUGGGUGACUUCUGUCCUCUGCCCCAGCCCUCCUGAGCAGGGAAGAGGCUCAUUUUCGUUAAUCCUAAACACAGUGGACUCCCUACCGUCACAGUUCUCUGUGGGGACCAUUGAGCCCCCUGUUCUCUCUCCUCCCCCUCCACCCCCCCCAGGCAGAACCAGCAGCGCUCACAAUGCUUCCUCUUUAGUGACUGCUCCCUGGAGUGCUUCUGACUUCUUCCUUGGCCACUGCCUUGAGCUGCACCUCCAUCUGGGUAGUGAAUUGAACCAGCUAGUGGACUAAACCAGGGUUUUCUCCCCGCUCCUUCCGUCCCUCUAACCCCUGCUCACAUCAAACCUCUAUCCUGCUAGCAGUAGUGGUGCCACUUGCGUUUCCUGACACCUUGGUUAAGGAAGAGAUCUCUCUCGGACGGGUGGGCACAUCCCUGUCACGGCAGCCAACUCGUCGCCUGCUCAGUCGUCAAGUGUGUAUCCCAGCUGUGUCUCUGCACUAGGCAGGCAGCAUUUCUGAGCCAGUGAGCUCGAGCUUGAGAUUGACAAACCCGGACGCUUGAAGCUACUUUUUAAAAUUCCAGCAGGACUCCAAUUCUACUUUUGUCAUUUCUUUUCUCUGGCUCUCCUCUCUGCCUCCAGCUCCCCUUGCAUAGUUUUUAUCCAGCGCCUUGGUACUGAAGCUGUCUGUUGUAAGGCUACCUCUGAUAUAAGGCUAUCUGCUGUAUAUUUUGUCUCCUGGCUCUUUGGAAGCUCAUUAUAAAUACCUCUUUAUAACAAGCACCUCCCUGUAAUGUACAUUUAGUAUCUUCGAAGCCUUAUAGAAGUGGUGCUAUGUAUGUGUGCGUGUGUAUAUAAACUCUGUAUUUAUUAUCUGUUUCCAUGUGUGGGUCUGUGUAACUAGGGCAGUGCUGGGCACUGUGUGUGCAGAUGAGGGAUUUGCUUAAGGGGAAAAAAUAUGCAGGUGGAAUGUUAAAAUGGACUCUAUGCCUUUAACGUGUUGUGUCCUCUGCCACUCCCUACUUAUCAGCCUCCUAGUUGUGAGCAUGUUCCCAAGAAUACAUGCCAGCCCUGCUUGGUUUUUCAGGGCCUUGGAGCGGAUGGGGACAGGUCCCUGGGGAUGUCUUCAGUAAGCCUUCCCCAGAGGCAACUGAUUUAUCUCUAGCUAUUAACCCUGGGCCCAUCCCUGAAGCAUCUUGGCCUUUUGUUCCAGGAAGAGCAGCUAUCUUCUGGGGGUCACAAGGAAAACGGUCACUCUUUGGCGCUCAGUUGGGGUUUAGCUGUAGUUCAUAUCAGCCCAGGACUGUGUGUAGGCCAUAAAGCAUGAACUCUGAGCUGAAAGCCAUCAUGAACCCCAGUUUCCAGGCUAGAGUAUGAAAUGCAUCAAUGUAGUAAGAGCACAGUGAGCUCAUUCAAGAGCGAAUGGGCGUCUGAUGCCGUGAUCCAGCAAAGAACUUUACAGGAAGGAAUUGAAAUAAGCAAGGGGCAUUUGUUGCCUCUUAGCCUCCAGGUGGCUCACCUGAUGGGGGUGAGGAAAAGAGAGGCCUCAUUUAAGGACUAACAGAUACCACUGUCACUGUGUUGGAGGCCCACCUGCAAUAUGCUAGUUCCCUCCACACAGUUAAAAUAUGCUUCAGACUUGCCUGUGUACCUAGAACUAAAGCGUUUGCCAGAUCAGGCUGUAGCCCGCGUCGGUCACGCCCAUUGGAACAUGGUCCCAUCUGCACAGGCACACCACAAACGUGACGCCCUGCUGUGUUGUAACUGGGUAUCCCAGCGUUGUAGUCUUUGUCGUGUAGAUGGGAGAGCCUGGUAGCUACGGUAACCUGACUCCCGUCAUGUUCAAAUCCAGCCUGGGCCUCCCUUUAUGCUUAACAUCACCUUGUUAAAAUGGCCUGGCCCUGAGGAACAGUUUCACCAGGGAAAGGAACUUGAUGCACCAUCCAUACAGGGUGCUACGGAACCGCAUAGAAAGAGGUCUAGAUCUGUUUUCAGUUACAAUAUGCCAAUUUGCAUAGCACAGUGUCUUCCUACAGCAUCCCAGCCUCCAUCUCAUCACUCACCUUUCUCCCACCGCCCUCCCUCUGCUCAUCCUUUCCACCAUGUGCACCCUACCCCCUGUUUGAUACAUCCUCAGUCACCUGUCCUUAAAGGGGCACUGUUGACUACUUUUUUCAUUUUCAUUUUCUUUUUUCUUAUUUGUAAUACCCUCAGAGAAGCUCCCGAAAUAAACCAGUCUUUGCCUACCAAUCGGUGUCUUCCAUUUGUCAAAAUACUGAGCCUUUUCCUCCCCACCUCGCUCGUCUUUUCAAAUCCUGCACAGGCAAACGUGACUUCCAUCCUCUCCACCUCCUGGCCUUGUCAGUGUCCACCCAGGGCUAGACCUGUCCUGAUAGGCUCAUGCUGGAGCAGCGUGAUGGAUGAUCUAUCUUUUUGCUGGGGUUUGGUGAAACUAGGAAGUAGCCUAAAAAAAAAAAAAAUCAGCAACAAAGUGGAUUUAAGAGGAAAGAGAGAACUUCCUUCUGGCUGGUACUGAUUUUUAAGAUAGGUCAAAUUUUGGAUCUUGGGCUACUUGACAGUGCCCCUUUAACUUCUUGAGCUCUUGUCCAGCGACAGACACACCUCCUCUGCUUUGUCCCAGUCUCCGCUUAGUGAGUGUCUGUGUUAGUCAGGAUUCAGCAAGCAUGACAGUUUCAGAGCCUUCAUCCUUGGUCUUCCCCUGUGUUCAACUUUCCCAUCCAAAAGAAGCCGUCUGUUCGACAACUACUCUUGCCUUCAUGUUGUAGACGUUCCUUUCCUUCAAAGUUCUUUUCUUGGCCUGCUCAUUGGAUGGGCCCUUAUCCAUUCCCUCUCCUGUGUGGUCAUGUGGUUCUACCUUAUCUUCAAAGAGCUGCCAGUGCCGCUGAGAUCUUAGAAGCUUGUUCUAUUUUUGAAGUCAUUCUGCUUCACAAAGUGCAAAAGAAGUUAAAACUGAGCCACAGUUUUGCCUUGCCAUUGUGAAAGGCAUAGGCUGAGGUUCUGACUUAUAUCCAGUAUGUGUCCAGUGUCCUUACAAGUCUGGGACUCAGCAGUAUCCUUCCUCCUCUGUUGUCUUAUCUUUGAUGGGGGAAAUAAAUUAAGGACUAGUGCUCAGCUCCUCAUAGGUAUUUAGCCUCCUAACUCCCAUUGAAAUCAAUUGAUUUCAAUGGGAGUUAGGAGGCUAAAUACCUUUGUAGAUUUGGGCGUAACUUCUGAUCUCCUUUCUCCUGGUGAAUAGUAUCUUACUUCACUGAUGUCAAUGGAACCAUUCAUGGAGUUCAGAUGAUACUCAGUCUAGAUGACAGUCAAAAUCUGGCCUGACAAUGUUUUCCCUUUUCUUAGUUUCCUUCCCCAAAGUUAACAUAAAGUGUCGAACUCAAAAUCCUGUUGACCACCUCAGCAUUUUGCAAUGGUCAGCUUCACCCGGGAAAAGUUCCCACAAGCAUCCCCAUGCCAUUAAACUGGCAAAACCAAAGACCUCAUAUUAGUCAAAGCUCUAUAUUAUUUAAAUGGUGACUUGCUAGUUUGUCAUCUCUUGCCACCAGAUACCAUUCCAACAAGCUCUGAAAGUUCCCAGUGUAUGAACUACGUUCAUGGAGGGGGGAAUGUUCAUGUUUUCCAAAAUAAUUCCUGUCACUAUGUAAACUUACUUUUUUUUUUAAAAGAGAAAUCUAAUUUUCAAGUUGAAAUCACUGAAAUGUCGAACUAUGAAAGUCUGCUGCAUCUAUCACACUAGCUGUUCUAUUGGCUUAAAAGCAUCAGACCUCAAAGUCUGAGCCACACUCUGUUAAAAAGUCCCCUGAGAAAUGUGCUGUGGGAUUCUGGUACCGUCAUCCUCUAGGCAAAGAUUUGCUCUGCUGCUUUGGCCCCUUAAAUCCAUGAUCUCAUUAUGGUCUGGUAUAUUAUGGAGUCUCAUCCACCUGCAUUUAUUUUCCCCUUCAUUAUUGCUAAGGAUGGUGGCAUGAAAACAGGAUUUCAGAGUAAAUCUGUUCUUGCUUCUACUUUUUCACCGGUAACCAGUUAUGUCCUGGCGAUUUGCUGGGCAAAUAACUGUUGUCCCUUUCAUAAUUGUAACUUUAGAUGGGACAUGAGCAGAAGGCUUAACAUCUUCUGUUUCCAUCCUAACUGGCGUUCGAACUGGAAAACAAAGGGAACAAGAAGCUGCCUAGAAACAGGCUUGUUUCUGUCUCUUCCAUUCUGCUAAGUCUUUUGUAGACUCAGUGGCUGAGAAGCUUGGGUCUUGCUUUGGUUGGCUUGUGCAGAUAACCCCAUUAGGAAUAAUGGUGGUUCGUGCUAUCCGCUCUUCAUUGAGCGAUGAUGACCACUCUCAAAACCACAUGUGGCAUUUCUGCUCUGCGUAAGUUUCACAGUGAUUUUUAGCUCAAGCAAACAAAUAUCUUGCUGUCUUCACUGUCCCUGCAUUUAUAUCAGCAUAGAUUCCAAUACCUCUUCUAGACAAAGGUUUGUUCUCCAGUUAGUUUAAUCUUCGGUAUAUUCUAUUCCCUGUUGAGGGAAUAGAGGUUCUGUGUGAGUAGAUUAAGCUUUUCCGUUGCCCAGGACAAAAAUUAAAGAUAUUGCCUCCUGUCCAUACCACCCCAAAAGGUGGGCAGGAAGUAAAAAUGUGCAUCAAGCCCAGUUGUGAGCCAAGAGCCAUGUGAGGAGCUAUAGCAAAACACACGAUUGAGUAAGAUUAAAUAGCAAAUGAAAGAUGUUGAUGAAAAAUCUUCUGGCUCCCUUUUGACAUCAAGAUGUUGAGCUUGUCUGGCCUAUAGUUAAAUACAGAUUGUUUCCUUGCUCUUCAAAGAUGGUAUAAGGGCUGGUCAAGAUAAUGCCCUCGGCUGUGUUUUGUCUAAUUGGGUUGCUAGUCCUUGAACAAUGAGCAUGUAACAUCUCUUUAUGGGGAAAAGAGGACUCCUGGUUAUUCUGAAAAAAGCUCUCUUACAAUAGCUUCUUGUAGACCUCCACAGCCAGGGCUUGAUCCCCAGCCCAUCAAAGUCAAUGGAAAGACUCCCAUUGAUUUCAAUGGGCUUUGGAUCAUGCCCUCACUCACGUGAUAUUUACAAGUUACUGUGAAGCAUGUGUAUGAUUAGAUGAAUAAUUAUUGAGAGGAAGGAUUUAUUAUCUUUAUAAUUCUCUUCCGUAAACAUGUCCAGCGCUGUUGGUUUUCAGAGGGGCACCUAGAUUUGACAUGUCUUGUGCCAGUAUUUUAGAGGGUUCCUGAAGGUCUCACCACCUUGAAAGUCAUCUAAUCUCCAGGGUAUUCUGUAGAAAAAAAAAACCCCAAAUUCUUUGGAGGAUGAUUUUAUUUUUGGAGCUGGACCUUCAUUUACUGUCUCAGAACCACAGAAUUCUGGAGGGCUCUUCCUAGCAUAUUUAAUAUGAAAAAAACAGAGUAGAGACUAGUGCACAGUUGCCAAAACCCAGUGCCCACACACACUGGAAAUUAAAGGGAGAGUUUAAUAUACCAACAGCUUCUCUGGUGAUCAGAUGGACUUGGAAACAUUUGCCAUUUUCAGGGGUCACAGAAUCAGUUAGGUUAAGGUGCCUUUCCAGGGAGUGCUGCAAGGUCCUGAUCCUGCCCACUGAGCAGACUCCUGUGCCUAUCUGGGCUCCCCACUGACUUCAGUGGGGCUCCACACAGACACAGGGUCCAGGUCAGCCUGCAGGAUCAGGGGCCAGGUUUGUACAGCUGGAGAUUAGGGGCUUGGUCCUGCUCCAAUGAAGUCACUGGGAGCAAGACUGGGACACAGGUUAAAACAGUUUUCUCUCCAGCGCAAUACUGGGCUGGGAUUUUCAAAGGCGUUGAAAGGAGUUAGGUGCCUAAAUCCCAUUGAAAUUUCAUGAGUGUUGGAGAUCUAUCUUCCUACCUUAGGCUUCUUUACAAAUUCCAGCCUUCGAUAUUAACACAUAUUAGCAUUCCGUUAGGUGACUGUGUUUUUUAUGCCUGUUUUUAGCAUCGUUUCCUGCAUUACACGUCUCUUGGGAGGAGGAAAGAGAAUGGAGAUGCCUUGGAUAAAAGUUGAAAUUGCCUUGGUUUUUCUUUAGAAUUCACUGAGAAACUAGGACAAAUGGUUUGAAACCACAAAAUGUUUCCAUUUAUAUUCCUCCUGCAAAACAGCUAGCAGUAAGAUGUGUGCCUGGACAGCAUCUGCACAGUGGAUGAAUGAGGAGCUGGGCUGUUCAGAACGGCAGCUGUAUAUUUGCCCUAAUCUCAUGUGUUAACAGACUGGAUUUAUGGAGUCAUUUAUUUAAUUGUGUUGUAUAAAGUGUUUGUACUCUAACCAAUUGACUAAAUAUAGUUCUAAUUUUUAAA